UUCAGUAAAAUUUCCCUCUUUCGUUCGCUCGCUGCGCUUUGCCAAUACUCAGCCUCCAACUCCACGGAUCAGAUCCGAGGAGUUUGGCAAACCCUAGCUUUGCUUUCUUCAGUCUCGCUCUCUUCCGCCUUCAUCUUCUUUCUCUAACGAUUUGCAGCCAUGGCAGGUUUGGCUCCAGAAGGAUCCCAAUUUGAUUCUCGCCAAUAUGAUGCUAAAAUGAGCGAGAUUCUUUCAGCUGAAGGGCAGGAAUUUUUUACCUCGUACGAUGAAGUUUAUGACAGUUUUGAUGCUAUGGGGCUGCAAGAAAACCUCCUUAGAGGAAUUUAUGCCUAUGGUUUUGAGAAGCCGUCUGCUAUCCAGCAAAGGGGUAUUGUUCCCUUCUGCAAAGGUCUUGACGUGAUUCAGCAGGCCCAAUCUGGAACUGGGAAGACUGCAACCUUCUGCUCUGGGAUUCUGCAGCAACUUGAUUAUGGUCUAGUUCAGUGCCAGGCUUUAGUUCUGGCACCGACUAGGGAGCUUGCUCAACAAAUUGAGAAGGUUAUGAGAGCUCUGGGAGAUUAUCUUGGUGUUAAGGUUCACGCUUGUGUAGGAGGAACAAGUGUCCGUGAGGAUCAACGCAUUCUUCAAGCCGGUGUUCAUGUUGUAGUUGGAACUCCUGGUCGUGUGUUUGACAUGUUAAGGAGGCAGUCUCUCCGCCCUGAUUCUAUUAAGAUGUUUGUACUGGAUGAAGCUGAUGAAAUGCUUUCUCGUGGUUUUAAAGAUCAGAUUUAUGACAUUUUCCAGCUUCUGCCAUCAAAAAUUCAAGUUGGGGUAUUCUCCGCCACAAUGCCACCCGAAGCUUUGGAAAUCACUAGGAAAUUCAUGAACAAGCCUGUCAGAAUCUUGGUAAAACGUGAUGAGCUUACUUUGGAGGGUAUCAAGCAAUUUUAUGUAAAUGUCGAUAAGGAAGACUGGAAGCUUGAAACUCUAUGUGAUCUCUACGAGACUCUGGCCAUUACUCAAAGUGUCAUCUUUGUUAACACACGCCGUAAGGUCGAUUGGCUUACCGACAAGAUGAGAAGCCGUGACCAUACGGUAUCUGCAACCCAUGGUGACAUGGACCAGAACACCCGAGAUAUAAUCAUGCGUGAAUUUCGGUCUGGCUCUUCUCGUGUUCUUAUCACGACUGAUUUAUUGGCUCGUGGUAUCGACGUUCAGCAAGUGUCUCUUGUGAUAAACUAUGAUUUGCCAACCCAACCAGAAAAUUACCUUCACCGAAUAGGGCGAAGUGGGCGUUUCGGAAGGAAGGGUGUUGCCAUCAACUUUGUUACAACUGACGAUGAGAGAAUGCUUUUUGAUAUUCAGAAGUUCUAUAAUGUGGUCGUCGAGGAGCUGCCAGCUAAUGUCGCUGAUCUCCUAUGAUGAGGUUUUUGGUUUGGUCUUUUUUCUUCCUUUUCUUUUGUUUUUUCUUUUGUUUUUUUAUAGGGAUGGGAUUUUCUCUUAUUUCUGAAGGACUAUUUAUUCCUCUCCAGAACUUUUUUUUCUAAGUAUCUUAACUUUUGUUUUCAUAUAUUAGUAUUUUCAAACUGACAGUUUAUUAAUGAUUUAUAAUGUGUCUCAAGUUGCCUUUAAUUAA
Momordica charantia (bitter melon) is the source of this 1615-nucleotide messenger RNA. Its product is annotated as eukaryotic initiation factor 4A-11. Lineage: Eukaryota; Viridiplantae; Streptophyta; Magnoliopsida; Cucurbitales; Cucurbitaceae. The record is from RefSeq and is a predicted model, not a curated record. Gene Ontology annotation, molecular function: RNA helicase activity; ATP binding; nucleic acid binding.